This is a messenger RNA of Saccostrea cuccullata (small rock oyster), 591 nucleotides long. RefSeq names its product THAP domain-containing protein 2-like. The record is from RefSeq and is a predicted model, not a curated record. The coding region runs from base 1 to 591 and encodes 196 amino acids. The transcript is spliced from 4 exons. Lineage: Eukaryota; Metazoa; Mollusca; Bivalvia; Ostreida; Ostreidae.
AUGUCGGCGUCUGAAGAGGAGGGGAAGGGACACGACAAGCACUGCUGUGUGCCAUUCUGCAAUGGAAAUGGGAGGAUCCACCCAAAUUUAUCCUUUCACCGAAUACCAAAGGCCCCAGAAAAGAGAAAGGAAUGGGUUCAAGCGAUUAGGAGAGACCCUGGUCCUCUGUUUACCAUAAGUGAUCAAACAGUUGUCUGCUCUCGCCAUUUUAAAAAGGAAGAUAUUAAAUGGACUCCAGUGAGGACAACUUUGAAACCUGGAUCUGUACCGUCAGUUUUCUCCUGGAAGGCGGAUACCAACAGUCGACGACCAAUAGUUAAACACACCCUUCCAGAGAAAAGACCAAAGCAGGAAUUUGAAGAUCAUGUUUUAAGACCUGAGGAAAUGGAUUCUACUCCAUUGUUAAUUGAGGAUGGUUCUCCUCCUCCUGAUGAAAUACAUGAAAAGAAUGAGAGAAUCCAAGAACUAGAAAGGUUAUUGCAGAAGAAGGAUGAUGAAAUAAAGAAUCUACAACAGAAGAUUGAGGUUGAAGUGUGGUCUAAUGGCACAAGAUUUAGGAGUCAGAUUCAAUUGUCAUGUUUCUACUGUUAG